Messenger RNA from Trichobilharzia regenti, 699 nucleotides. The record is from the annotation of a GenBank genome assembly. NCBI's taxonomy places the organism in Eukaryota, Metazoa, Platyhelminthes, Trematoda, Strigeidida, Schistosomatidae.
AUGGGUUUUCAGAAAUUUGGGUCGCGAGGUGGUGGUGGACGUGGCGGCUUUCGAGGUGGUAGAGGCGGUGGUCGCUUUGACAAUUCAAACUCUGGUCCUCCAGAGGAAAUUGUUGAGGCUGGCGUUUUCGCUCAUCCAUGUCAGGAAGAUAUAGUGUGCAAAAUUACCUCUCAAAAAAUUCCUUAUUCUAAUGUACCAGUAUACCUCGAGAAUAAAGAAGAAGUUGGAAGGGUUGACGAAAUCUUUGGCCCUAUUAAAGAUGCGUAUUUUUCAAUCAAGUUGGCUGACACAUUGAAGAGUAAAUCAUUCAAGGAAGGAGUUAAAUUUUACAUGGAUCCUGCAAAGUUCCUAACUCUUGAUCGUGUCCUUAAUCCGAAUUCUGGUAGAGGGCGUGGAGGUGGACGAGGUCGUGGAGGUCAAAGAGGUGAUUUUAGGGGCGGCCGAGGAGGUAAUGAUUCAUCAAGGGGCCGUGGUAGAGGUGAAUUCAGAGGUGGUCGUGGUGAAUCUCGUGGAGGUCGGGGUUUCCCAGGACGUUGGAGUGAUAGGGGUGGUCGUGGCAAUCGUGGUGGUCCUCGAGGUGGGAGAGGAGAAUCUAAUGGUUAUCGUGGUGGUGGACGUCACUCAUUUGGAGAGAAACGCAAUGGAAGUUUCAAUGCUUCAGAUACUCCUCAAAGCAAAAAAUUUAAGUCAGAAGAUUAG